Anopheles funestus (African malaria mosquito) is the source of this 3609-nucleotide messenger RNA. RefSeq lists its product as uncharacterized. The transcript has 2 exons. Bases 208 to 3495 code for a protein of 1095 amino acids. Gene Ontology annotation, molecular function: single-stranded DNA helicase activity; ATP binding; single-stranded DNA binding. Gene Ontology annotation, cellular component: MCM complex; nucleus. The record is from RefSeq and is a predicted model, not a curated record. NCBI's taxonomy places the organism in Eukaryota, Metazoa, Arthropoda, Insecta, Diptera, Culicidae. Gene Ontology annotation, biological process: DNA replication; double-strand break repair via homologous recombination.
AUUUCACAACAAAAGACGUUUUGGCGCGGCAAGGCAGAUGUAUUGUGUUUUCUAUUUAUUGCGUUUUCGAGUUUUAUUCCGUUGUUUUUGAGUUCCGUAUUUUUGUUACCGUUUGGUAACCCAUUAAUGUACUACUUUAGUUUAUGUGUCUGAGCUUUAUUGGCUAUUGAAUACUGUCCAUGCUGGAGCAAAAUCGAAUCGAUCACCAUGGAAGCUUAUCUCAAACAGUACCACGAUCAGGAAAUCACCGAUCUGCUUAACAAUCCGGAUGAUUUGCUUCAUGUGUCCAUACAUGUAAACUUUACACACCUGCAGCGCAAGCAACCGCAGCUUUUUGCACGUAUCUUUCAGGAUACGGAAGCGGAACUGGACCGAUGGAACGAAUGUCUACUUCGUGCCCAAAAGUCUCUCAUCGAGGGCAAUCUCUUUCUCGAGCCGGGAUUUCAAAUCAAACAGAACUGUCACGUCCGUUUUGUGAAUGUACCGGUGUCCCCGGCCGAACUCCGAAAGACGGCCUACCCGAACAAUGAUAGCGUUGGUCAGUUUCUGCAAGUAAAGGGUAGUGUAAUACGCAUGACCUCUAGCCGAUUUCUGGAAUACAAACGCGAAUACGUAUGUACGCGCUGCAAGCGUAAGGUACUGAUCGAGGCGGAGUACAGCAAAUCGUACGUGUUCGAAUCACCGGGACCUUGCCCGAGUGCUCGUGAAGCCGGUUGCCGCGGGCAGCUAAACCCGAUUUCGGCACAGCCACAGCCUGACCUAUGUCGCGACUAUCAAGAGAUCCGUAUUCAGGAAAUAAUGAGCGAACGCAAUGUGCCUGCUUCGUUGGUGGUGACGCUCGAAGAUGAUCUCGUGGACAGUUGUCAACCGGGUGAUUGUGUGACGGUUUGUGGUCGUAUAGAGCACCGCUGGAAGCCUCCGGUUGUUGGUCGCCGCACCGAGGUGACCAUAGCGAUGCGUGCCAAUAGCGUUGCUCGGGAGGAAAGCAAAGCAAGCUGGGCCAAAGAUUUGCCAGAGUAUUUGCUGUGUGUACAAGCCGAGUGGCAGGAGGUGCUUCGUGAUAUUGGUGAGUUGGCAGCACGUGAUCUACUAGUUCAAUCGAUCGCUCCCGCCAUCCGUGGGAUGUAUCCAGUCAAGCUGGCGAUAGCACUAGCAUUAGCCUCCUGUACGGAGCGGGUAGUAGAUGCAGAGCAACAGACCACAGUGCGGGGACACUCACAUCUGCUUUUGGUCGGUGAUCCAGGUUUAGCUAAAUCGCAACUGCUGAAGUUUGCUUCCGAAAUUGCAAGCCGUGCCGUGUACACCACCGGGAUGGGCUGUUCGUCAGCAGGACUAACGGCGGCAGCGGUUAAGGAUGAAGGAGAAUGGCAAUUGGAGGCAGGUGCUCUCGUGCUGGCCGAUGGUGGUAUCUGCUGCAUCGAUGAGUUCAAUCUGAUGCGCGAAACAGAUAAAGCUUCAAUUCACGAAGCAAUGGAGCAGCAAACGAUCAGCGUGGCAAAAGCGGGCAUGGUUUGCAAGCUAAGCACGCGGUGUGUCGUGUUAGCGGCCACCAAUCCGAAAAACCUCUACACCAUGUCCGACGGUGAGGGUACAUCUGCAGCGAACAUUGGAAUUGGUGGUCCGCUAUUGUCCCGCUUUGACAUGGUGAUGAUUCUGAGGGACAUCCGUGCUGCUGAUUGGGAUGCGGACAUUGCCAAUCAUCUACUUGCGCUGGCCCUGCUGAACGAAGAUCGUGAAUGCUUCGAGGGUGAAGCAAACAGAUCGGAUCGGAUUGCGCACUGGGAAUUGGAAAAACUGCAGCUACACUUUGCCGCGAUCAAGGACAUUCAUCCACGCGUGUCUCACGAAGCUAACUUAAUCCUCGGUGCAUACUACAAAGCAUGUCGAUCGGAUCCAUACAGAGACCCCACACGGACGACGGUGCGGUUGCUGGACAGCUUGUUUCGAUUGGCCCAAGCACAUGCCCGGUUACUAUUUCGUAGUGAGGUAACUCCGAUCGAUGCCAUCACGAUUAUCCAACUGAUGGAGGCCAGUUGGGGUUUUGGAAAGAUCGGUAUACGGACUUACGAUCUUAUCAAAGCGCAGUUACCACUUGGACCGGAACAGGUUUUCAUCGAUCGGUUGCUAGAUUUGUUAAAUUUACAUGAUUUAGUACAGGAUACAGCAACAGUACGGCACAUCGAUGCGAAUAUACUGCGGCGCUACCAUCGAGAGAUGAUCGAGAAAAAUAAGAGAAAGCAACUGAAGCAGCGCGAUAUAAAUUCGGAAAGCGGACGGAACGGUUUCGAUGCAGAUGCUGCUAGGACUCAGCAAACAGUUAUGUCUACGUUAGCUACGGUUGAUGAUUUUCAGGAACAGCGAAAAACAGUUGCAUCAGAUCCUUCUAUUUCGAAGUAUGCUAUUAACGCCAAGGCCAAUUUUAAAAAGCUCCGUAAACAAACAGCCGUUACCGACGCGGAAGAAACUAAUUCUAGAGGAGCAAAAAAGCGUAAGCGUCCAACAAAUGAGCCAGAUGAGGAUCCUACAUUGAAAGCUCCGCUGGAUGAAGCAGCAGUUGGAAAUUUACUUGGAUCAUUGAGGAAACAUUUUGAAGAAUCCGAAACCGACAAACAAUCGAUGCCAUGCACGGAAAUGACACAAAGUGUCGGAAAGACGCAAACUCAAAAUAGAGACAUUUCCUUUAGUGCUCUCUUGGACACUAGUCAGAUAUUUGAAGACGAUGAUGACGCUAUCGACAACGCAAGUGCCGCAUCAUCACUCGUAUGUGUUCGGGAUAGUUCUCCCAAGCAGGUUUCCAGCUUUCUCACGGACAACGGAUGGCAGACAAAACAAAAUUCGCCUGCUAAAGGACGAAACGCAUCAUUUAGUGGUCUGUUGGAAGAUGGUGCGAACAUUAGCAAACUAUUGAGCGAAGACAUUGAUUUCGAUGAUGAGCCAAACGUGACGUCUGGAAAGAACAACAUCAUGCAACGAGGUCCAUUAGCCGAUACAAUACCGAACACCAAUUUAAACACGGGAGACAGUAUCGACGUUAUUCGUAACACGAAGACGGAUACCGAUGUCGAACGUUCCGUGUAUCAAAUCAAUCGUUCGAGUCAACGUAGACAAUGCGGUAGUCAGCGUUCAACCACUGGUACACAGGACGCACCCGAACACGAUGAUACAGAUGAUUUACUAAAUUUUGAAAUAGAACCCUCCGGAGAGUUUCCGCUUCUUAAUGAGCCUGCUUCUGGUUCUGAUGUGUACACACCUUAUGUACCAGGACUACGUACUCAGACGCGCCAAAAGCUUCAAUGCUUCGAAUUCCAACCGAAGCGACCGGAUGCUUGUUUGGACGAAGAUGACAGUGCCUACGAUUCGAUGCUACGUGAUAAAACAGUACAACCGCAAGGACAUGUUACUAAUCGGCAGAGAACUACUACUGUUGCUGUAUCCCAGUACAGCGGUCUAGCCGAUGAAGACAUUGAGUUAAACUUAUCCGAUAUUGAGUUGUAAUGGAAGCUUUUAGUGUUAGCGAUUGCUGGAAAGGGCUGUGAUAUUUAUUUCUGCGUUUGUUUUCGUCUGCACGCGUUUCAGUUGUAUACAUAAUCGUGUUCUUUUAGAAUAUAA